Solanum verrucosum is the source of this 444-nucleotide messenger RNA. Its product is annotated as kirola-like. Gene Ontology annotation, biological process: defense response. The coding region runs from base 1 to 444 and encodes 147 amino acids. The transcript is spliced from 2 exons. NCBI's taxonomy places the organism in Eukaryota, Viridiplantae, Streptophyta, Magnoliopsida, Solanales, Solanaceae. The record is from RefSeq and is a predicted model, not a curated record.
AUGGGUCUCAAAGGUAAGUUGAUUGGUUCAAUAGAGGUAAAAUGUGGAGGACAUUUGAUUCAUGAUAUUAUUCAUACCAAUCCUCAUCAUAUACCCAACAUAGCUCCCAAUGUGCUCAAUCAUUUUGAGAUUCAUGAAGGUGAAACUAUAAAGGUUGGUUCGAUUGUUAGCUGGAAAUUUAACCAAGGUGGAAAUGAAAUACUUUUUAAAGAUGUGGUUGAAUCUGUCGACCUUGAAAAGAAAUCGAUCACUUGGAAAGUAAUUGGAGGAAAUAUGUUAGAGUUGUAUAAUUCUUUCACUAUUAUCACAUCCAGUGAACACCAGUGGACGACAAUCACACUUCUAUACGAGAAGAAAACUGAAGAUACCCCAGAGCCCCUCACUCACUUGGGUGUUCUCCUUAAUGGCCUCAAAGAUAUUGAAAGCCACCUUCUCAAGAAAUAG